UCCUGUUGCGCGUGAGGAGAUUAACGCAACUACUGAAGUCGCGCUCUACCUGCGCGGCACCCGCCUGGUUUCCAAGCACCUGCUGCGCUACUGGCGCCAGGUACGGAAACAUCUUGCGACCAGUGUUUCGCCACCAAGGCAGUACUUCCCGCGUCUCACCUCUUCUGCCGUCAUGUACAGCGCCUGAAAGCGCUCGAGUUCUUGGCUGACCUGCUGCAUGAGCACCUUGUCCUCGCUGUCGCCCUCGCCCACGUCUUCAGUAUCGCCGCGGACCCUGUUUCGUGCCAGGGAAGCAAACCUAGGCCUGGCUUUCGUGGCCGGCGUGGAGAGGCGCUUCAGCGGUGGUUGGCCGCCCUCUGCGGUCGCACGUGCCGAGUGUUUCUUCCGCGCAGCCUCCGACGCCCUCGCUUUGAUGUCCGCCCAGCAAUCGUUCAGUUUCUGAUCCACCUCGGUGUCGAUGGUAUGGGACCGCCGAUGACACACCGUAUCCGGCGCUUCCUAGCAGGCGCAUCAAGCACGUCCUGGUGGAGAUGUUAGUCGCCACCAAGAAGGUGUUUGCGUGGCUUCACCGCCCGGCUGCUGCUCGGGUCUGUCAUGAGGCAUGUGUUCCAGAGUGGGACCGCGCCAUGGUGUUGUGUUGUGUCCCACAGCAGGGCACAUCAGAGCACACACACCAGCGGCGCCCUCGCUCGUGCGCGUCGGUGUUCUUAGGGAGCUUUCGGCCCGUUCCGUGCAAUUUUAUUGGUCAGUCGAUUUUCCAUCAGGAAGAUCCGAGGUCACUUU
Molecule: messenger RNA, 783 nt
Organism: Ectocarpus sp. CCAP 1310/34
Lineage: Eukaryota; Phaeophyceae; Ectocarpales; Ectocarpaceae
Source: the annotation of a GenBank genome assembly